GCUGAGAGAAGAGUUUUCAGAUUUUUAUAGCUUUUAGUUCCUUCAAACCACCACAUUCACAGUCACAUGUAGAUUAAACAUUCCCUUGGUUCUGUUUUUUUGGUUAAAAUGAGCUAUCCACUGGUGAUUCUGCUGUGUGUGGGACUACUGCACCAAACCUCCAGCAUUGUCCGCAUGGAUAAACUAGCAGACAACAAGAUAUGUGGAGAUGCCGAAUGCUCAUACGUUCUCUCAGUGGCCACAGCCUUGGAUGACUUUAACGCUCCUGACUGCAGAUUCAUCAACAUUAAGAAGGGUCAGAUGGUUUAUGUGUAUUCUAAACUCGUACCAGAGGAGGGCGCCGGUGUCUUCUGGUCUGGAAGUAUUUAUAGUGAGCGGUAUGUGGACCAGAUGGGUAUCAUUGGAUACUUCCCUGCAACUAUGGUGAAGGAGACGCAGAAGUUUAAGGAAGACACAGUCAAGAUUCCCACAACUGAAAUGGACUUCUACUGUGAUUAAGGCACAAAACAUUGAGGCCUCUUCUUCCCUUCUUCUUGUGCUUGUUUUUGUAAUCCAGGCUAUUAUGCAGAAAAGUGCAGAUUUCCUCCCUGGAGCAGGUGUGUCAGGUCAUGUAACAGUCUGACACGCCUGCUGUUGAGUCAUCUAGUCGUAUCUGUCUUGGUCUGUCUCUCAUUCAGUAACAGACACUUUGCUCAAUAAAUCUCUUUCAUGUCAAUGCAAAAAUGCUGAUUAUUUGAAAUGAUAAGAAUUAUUUUUUAUUGCAACUUUGCUUUUUGAUGCAUUUUUAAAUUCGCUUUGAAAGGUUGAAAAGACCCACUCAUGUUGUACAGUAUUAUGAAUUUCAAUUCGUAACGCUAGUGUAGGUUUUUAUUGCAAUGUCAAGGCCUCUUGACGCUGUUAUCAAGGACAAAGAGUUCUUUUGGAAACUAUCUACAUUUCACACAGU
Messenger RNA from Scomber japonicus (chub mackerel), 946 nucleotides. Its product is annotated as otoraplin-like. The record is from RefSeq and is a predicted model, not a curated record. Gene Ontology annotation, molecular function: protein binding. The transcript is spliced from 4 exons. The coding region runs from base 109 to 498 and encodes 129 amino acids. Gene Ontology annotation, biological process: cartilage condensation. NCBI's taxonomy places the organism in Eukaryota, Metazoa, Chordata, Actinopteri, Scombriformes, Scombridae.